Molecule: messenger RNA, 1740 nt
Organism: Lobosporangium transversale
Lineage: Eukaryota; Fungi; Mortierellomycota; Mortierellomycetes; Mortierellales; Mortierellaceae
Exons: 3
Coding region: 1-1740 (579 amino acids)
Biological process (GO): SCF-dependent proteasomal ubiquitin-dependent protein catabolic process
Cellular component (GO): SCF ubiquitin ligase complex
Source: RefSeq, a predicted model, not a curated record
AUGGCUCUAGUAGGCGAAGUGAUGAGCGAUCAAGACUGUAAAGAGGCUGAUAAAGAUUCGAAAUUAGCACGCCUGCUGGAGCGCCGACCAGAAGUGCUGCGACGCAUGUCCUUUAUAGAUCCCUCAUGUCGUCCAAACCAUUCAACAAGGUCCAUUUACACCUCAAUUCAAGAAGGCAAUGCGCUUCAUGUAGCAAUACGCCGGCAUUUACAGGAUAUCGAAGAGUUGGCGAUCGCCACGACCUGUGAAAAGGACUUGUUGGAUGCAUUAGUAGACAAAAAAUAUACCGGUACUACUACACACCAGGAUGAGGUAGCCAGAACAUGUACCCAUUUGAAGGCCCUCCGGGUGGCAAAUACUUGUGAUGAGGAGUAUGCUGAGAAAGUAAUUACACUGGUGGAGAAUAACCCAAACCUGAGUGAACUUUGGGUCACUAAUCAUGUCUUGGCUACCCCUCCUUUGGCUGAGCGAUUAGUGUGUUUUCUGAAGACACGCGCUUCGAAUCUUAAAGAGUUUAAAAUCCAUGACAAAGCCGGAGUGAUCCCUCUACCCACUGCGGUCGAUGUCAUCAACGCUUGUAUGCAUUUACCAUCCUUGGAAAGGCUUGAAAUCUCAGCUUGCAUUCGCCGGAUUGAAGAUAUGAACAUGGAUUACGAGGGUCUUGUUACCCUCAUAAGCAAGCUUGAUUCUCUUCCUCCCUCUGUCUCCCCCUCUAUCCAAGCCUUGAGGCUGCCUGAAAUUUUGCCUCCAGUAAUUCAAGUACCAAUCCUGAAACGCUGUGGAUCCAGCCUAGUAGAAUAUCUCUCCGAUGAUCCCUACUCAGUCGAUCGGCACCUUUACCCAUAUUGGACCGAUCACAGGACCAUUAUUCGAGCCAUUCAUGACCAUUGCCCUAAUGUAAAACAGGUGGUUUGGGACAGUUUCCGAACAGUUUGGCCCAUUGAUGGUGCUCCCUCAGUCAAGGAUGAAUCAUUCCUGAAGAGUCUUCUUGAUGCUUGUGACAGAUCAGGGCUUCGGUCGAUCUCUAGCUUCCUUUUAAGUGAUCGAUCCCUGGAUGCGCUGCUGAAUCACCGCAAGACAUUGAAGCAACUCAAGUUUUCAAUUCAUUCACAAUUAUCGGCUUCAGGCUUCCAGCAAAUCAUGACUUCUUGUGAAGAGCUUAGACAACUUGACGCGAGAUGGCCACGUUCGAUUUGGAUGCCUGAAAAAAACAGGAUAUGCCCCAAUCUCACGUUCCAGGCGCUAAUUCAGCCUGGACAGCAGGAGUGGCUGUGCAAGAAGCUCCAAUCGCUCGCCAUCACCAUCAGUAUGAAUGUAAAUGAAGAUGAUCUUUUGAAGUAUGGAGGAGAGGCUGGCUGUUUGGAAAUCAUUUACAGCAGAAUCGGAGCUUUGACAGAAUUGGAAGAACUAGAUAUCAUGUUUAUCUCGUCAAGAGGAGAUGAAGAUGAAGAUGAAGAUGAAGGAACUGAAGAGCAGCAGCAACAACAACAGCAACGAUCUCGAAUACUUCCUACAAUCUUCAGUGUAGAUUCUGUGUUGAAACAUUUGAAACAUUUGAAGAAUUUGAGGCGUAUGAGCGCUCCAGUGGAUGCUUGGCAAGGCGUGGGGCAAGCUGAAUUAUUCGCAGAGAAAGGCAGGAAGAAGCUUGCUCGUGACAAGAUCAUCUAUUUUGUAGGCAUAGCGCGACGCAAGGCAACUAUGCGUGUACUUUUUGCUUCUCCCCUCCAAGAAUUGAGCUAG